AUGAGCGAAGAAAAGCUAGAGAAACCUGUAGCUUAUGACGUAAAAGAAGAGGCCGAGAAGACUCCGGCGACGCAGGGAGGCGUUGACGCCGUGGAGGACAAAGAUAAAGGUGUUGUCGCCGAAGCCUCCGGUGGACAGGCGGAGGGAGAAGUAAACCAGAAAAAUGUGGUGGCUAAUCCUCCUCCAGCAUCGGAAGGAACCAUUACGAUAGGAGAGGCUCUAGAGGCAGCGGUUCUCACGGCAGGGAAUAAGCCGGUGGAGUGGAGUGACGCAGCCGCCAUACAAGCUGCAGAGGUUAGAGCCACUGGACGGACCAACAUCAUGCCCGGCGGUGUUGCUGCUUCUGCUCAGUCAGCUGCCACUCUUAACGCUCGAGCUAGCUCCGACGACGACAAGACUACGCUUGCCGAUGUUCUCACAGGAGCGAGAUGUAAAUUACCGUCGGACAAACCAGCAACGAGGAAAGAUGCGGAGGGAGUGACAGGAGCAGAGAUGAGGAACGAUCCACAUCUCACUACUUACCCAACCGGAGUGGCCGCCUCUGUCGCUGCGGCUGCUCGGAUUAAUCAAGCCAAGUAA
This is a messenger RNA of Eruca vesicaria subsp. sativa (arugula), 579 nucleotides long. The record is from the annotation of a GenBank genome assembly. Lineage: Eukaryota; Viridiplantae; Streptophyta; Magnoliopsida; Brassicales; Brassicaceae.